GGUCCUUAAAGUCUCGUAUCAGGUUUGCACUGUACAGUGCAAGCGACGGUUGCGCUGCCUCGUACCGACCUUCGCAGCCAGGUCCAGCAUGGAAAUCACUCUGGGGCGAUUGUUGAUCGCUUCAAUUUGUAUCUUCUCUUUCGCUGAUGUCGUCGUAGGAGAUGCUGCUUCUCUGCAGUCGAUCUUUUCCAGCAAUGCUCAAACUAGCGUGGAGACCUACUUCGCUGAUCAUCCGGGCUAUGAGAACGCCUCCAGGGCGUUCAACCUCCGCUUGCAGAUCAAGCCUGCCGCCAUCGCAUAUCCAAGUAAUGCCAAUGAAGUCUCCGAUAUAGUAAGGGCUGGCGCAUCCUUGGGCAUUCCUGUAUCCGCUCGCUCAGGUGGCCACUCCCAUGCUGCUUACGGCCUCGGCGGCGAGGAUGGCCACCUGGUAAUAGACCUGGCUCAUAUCAACACAAUCGAAGUCGACCGCUCCACGGGUGUUGCUACCAUCGGCGCAGGGAACCGGCUUGGGGAUAUCGCGGUCGAACUGUUCAACCAGGGAGGCCGCGCUUUACCGCAUGGGGUAUGCCCUCUUGUCGGUAUAGGCGGUCAUGCGAGUCACGGAGGGUAUGGGUUCAACAGUCGUCUGUGGGGACUCACCAUGGACAAUAUCGUCGGCGCUACCGUUGUUCUUGCGAAUGGAUCGGUCGUUGAGUCUUCAGCUUCACAACACUCUGACCUAUUCUGGGCCCUGCGCGGCGCGGCACCCUCCUUCGGUAUCAUCACACACUUCCUUUUUCAAACCUUUUUCGCGCCGGCACAGCCGACCUACUUCAACUACAACUGGUCCCUGCCGCUGGGCCAGGCCGUUGAAGCCAUAUCAAUGUACCAGGACUUCUGCUUCUCUCCGGCAAUACCGAAGGAGAUCGGGUUCGAACUGAACCUAUACAAGGGCAUCGAGCAAGGAGAGAUCCUGUUGAGUUUCUUGGGGUCGCACUAUGGCGACCCCGAUGAAUACGACGCCAUUGUCAGACCGUUCCUAGACGUGAUGCCCAAACAGACGUGGCCACCGCAGGUCGAAGCGACAACUUGGAUUGAGAAUAUGGAACUUCUCGCAGGACCCGGUGUACCGCUCGCGAGUACGCCGUCCCGCAAAGCAGCCAAUCACGACACGCACUACACCAAGAGCCUCACGACGCCGUCUGACGCGCCUAUGCCGCGAGAGGCCAUAGCCGCUCUGGCAAGCUGGAUGUCUUCGGAAGGGUGGAAGACCACAACGUACUGGUUUGUCCAACUAGAGCUGUACGGUGGGCACGACUCGCAGAUUGAUGCGCUACCCUCGAACGCGACGGCGUAUGCGAACAGAAACGCUCUGUGGAUCAUACAGUUCCGGGCAACGAGCCCCACUUUCCGGCCGCCCUACCCUGAGGAAGGCUUUGCGUUCGCGGACGGCCUGGUCAAUGCAGUCACAGACAACGUACCCCCUACAUACAAAUACGGCGCAUAUCCGAACUACGUUGACCCACGCUUGACGCCGAGGGAAUGGCACAAGCUCUAUUAUGGGGCCAACUAUCGCCGCCUUCGGAAGAUCAAGACGCAGGUAGACCCGGACAGUGUCUUCACCUUCCCUCAAUCAAUGUGAGAUUUAGACGUGCUUCCUGAGCUGAGCUGAAUCGAAAGUUUACAUUCUGUAGCCCUCCUUUGUGACGUCGCGACAUGCCGACAGGGCAUCCCAGCAGCUGAUGCGAGCAACUGCGGUGUGCGCUAGACCGGCCAGACCAGGCACACAUAUUGAUAAUAUGUACGCGCAAUAUCACGAGGCG
Messenger RNA from Rhodofomes roseus, 1802 nucleotides. RefSeq lists its product as uncharacterized. Gene Ontology annotation, molecular function: oxidoreductase activity; FAD binding. The transcript has 9 exons. NCBI's taxonomy places the organism in Eukaryota, Fungi, Basidiomycota, Agaricomycetes, Polyporales, Fomitopsidaceae. Bases 89 to 1621 code for a protein of 510 amino acids. The record is from RefSeq and is a predicted model, not a curated record.